CUCACUUCCCUCCUGUUAAUCCUUCAUAGCGGCGCACAGUAAAGAAGCAGCGGCGGAAGCUAACAAAGCACUACUUGGGCUUCAUUUGAGUAGAUUUUUAACUAAUAACUUGCUAUGGCAGCAAUCAGGAAAAAGCUGGUCAUAGUGGGAGAUGGAGCCUGUGGGAAGACCUGUUUGCUCAUCGUGUUCAGUAAGGACCAGUUUCCAGAAGUCUACGUGCCCACAGUGUUUGAGAACUAUGUUGCUGACAUUGAAGUCGACAGCAAACAGGUCGAGUUAGCACUCUGGGAUACAGCAGGUCAAGAGGACUAUGACAGACUGCGCCCGCUCUCCUAUCCAGACACUGAUGUCAUUCUCAUGUGUUUCUCCAUUGACAGCCCUGACAGUCUUGAGAACAUCCCUGAGAAGUGGACCCCUGAAGUGAAACACUUCUGCCCUAAUGUUCCCAUUAUACUAGUGGGAAACAAAAAGGAUCUGCGUAAUGAUGAGCACACUCGGAGGGAACUUGCCAAAAUGAAGCAGGAACCCGUUAAACCUGAGGAUGGGCGGGACAUGGCUAACAGGAUUGGUGCCUUUGGAUACAUGGAGUGCUCUGCAAAAACAAAGGAUGGUGUGAGGGAGGUAUUCGAGAUGGCUACCAGGGCUGCACUACAGGCCAGGCGGGGAAAGAAGAGUAAUAAAUGCGUCCUACUGUAAAAGGAGGCAUGAGGACUGCUUCCUGGAGGGGGAAAGAAGGAGAAUUAGGUCAAACCUACCCCCAACACAACCCACCCAAAAGACUGUUCUCCCCAGUUUUUACUAAAGAUGUAAUGCUUUUACUUUUCUUUUAUUUCUUUAUUUCUUUUUGGUCUUAAGCAAAACUAGUCAGGUUCUGUCAGUAUUCAACUUUGAAGUUAUGGAAAAUACUUUUUUUGUACUUAAACAUAAGUAAAUUUGCCAUAAUAAUCAAACCUCCUUUAUCCACACGUUCUAUGUAAUCAAAAAGGUCAGCGGGGGAACCGUGGUGUCAGCCUGCCAACUGCAGUUAAGUGCUUAAGCCCUGCGAGCUGAUCAGAGGAAUGUUUCCACAGCCAACUAGGGUUGAAGUACCUGCUCACUGUGACCCGUAGUCCUUUAAUUAUUGACAAACUCGUGCACACAAAGUCAAAAUUUGUUUGUGUUCUUCAUAAACAAAUCUGCAUUAUGAUCACAUGCACAAUGCGAGACUGGAAAAUCUUUUUGCUAAAAUGCAAAUGGAAACUUAGUGUUUUGUGUAAUAAAUUACUUUGUAAGAAUCUGGAUAACUUGCAUCACUUGAUUGAACACUGAAUUAAACUGAACUAAUGAAUUAAAGCCCUGCCUAGGAACAGAAUUCAACUUUAUGCAGUGGUGAGGAAAAUCAAAGGCUAGUCUAUGCUUUAGGCUCCUCAGUUUAUGGUGAACAUUUUGGAUUAAUACGGGCCACUCUUUGGCCGUUCCCCUGUGAGCUGAGCCUGAGUGCACACAAGCAUGUCAAUGAAUCCCAUUAAUAGUUGUUAAAAAACUGACAGCCGAGAUGUUUACUGAUCAGGACAGUGAAUGUGAAAAAUAAACCUGCCCAGACUUUCUGGGGGUCAAA
Messenger RNA from Pundamilia nyererei, 1597 nucleotides. RefSeq names its product transforming protein RhoA. Gene Ontology annotation, biological process: small GTPase-mediated signal transduction. Gene Ontology annotation, molecular function: GTPase activity; GTP binding. The record is from RefSeq and is a predicted model, not a curated record. The transcript has 5 exons. Lineage: Eukaryota; Metazoa; Chordata; Actinopteri; Cichliformes; Cichlidae. Bases 115 to 696 code for a protein of 193 amino acids.